GAUCUCCUAUUUUAGCUCGUGACCAUUAGGUGGCGCUGUUCGAUGUUGGUGAAAAGAAGCGUAGACUAUUAUCUCCUCGGCUUCCGUAGCUUACGAAAGCAACUGUUAGCAUCUCCGCUAAUCGUGCUUGUAGCUGCUGACAUUGAGCUCCCACAAACUGAACGCUAACUUUAUUUGGAAUUUAAACAGGUUACCUUUUAAAGGUUGUCGUCAUGGUAACGGCAAAGCGCCUCGCAGACAUCGGAUAUCGGGCCUUUUCGGGUUCCAUGAUGCUGCUGACCAUCUACGGGGGCUACCUGUGCGCCAUGAGGGGUUACCGCUUCAUGCAGAGGCAGAAGCAGCUCCAGCUGGCUGCUGAAAACCAGGAUCCGGAAGUUAUUAAGGACUGAUCGACUGUACCACUGUAACCCCCACCCUUUUAAUGUUAAUGUUAUUCCCUGCAGGACAUUUGGGAUGCAAUGCUGUAUGUGUACCAUAUUAAAGGUGUAACUGCACCGCAUGAAGAACAGCA
Messenger RNA from Dunckerocampus dactyliophorus (ringed pipefish), 511 nucleotides. Its product is annotated as cytochrome c oxidase assembly protein COX14 homolog. Bases 213 to 389 code for a protein of 58 amino acids. The transcript is spliced from 2 exons. Lineage: Eukaryota; Metazoa; Chordata; Actinopteri; Syngnathiformes; Syngnathidae. The record is from RefSeq and is a predicted model, not a curated record.